This is a messenger RNA of Pangasianodon hypophthalmus (striped catfish), 4982 nucleotides long. RefSeq names its product mitotic deacetylase associated SANT domain protein b (gene mideasb). Lineage: Eukaryota; Metazoa; Chordata; Actinopteri; Siluriformes; Pangasiidae. Gene Ontology annotation, biological process: negative regulation of DNA-templated transcription; regulation of transcription by RNA polymerase II. The coding region runs from base 738 to 4136 and encodes 1132 amino acids. The record is from RefSeq and is a predicted model, not a curated record. Gene Ontology annotation, cellular component: histone deacetylase complex; transcription regulator complex. The transcript is spliced from 13 exons. Gene Ontology annotation, molecular function: transcription corepressor activity.
UGGAGCUGAAACAGAAAUGUGUUGUUCGAUAGUGCUUAUGGACUGCGCCUUAAACAGCCUGAAGACGUAUAUGCAGAUAAAAGCAAACAGCGUGCACUUUUCUAAUCCCUGGUGGCUCUUUCUUUUGCAAAGAAGCUAUCCGAUCUCUAACUGAACCCUCUUUAUCUUUGCGAAAGUCUACCUCUUGAGUAACACGGGAGUGAGGUCAGCAUAGCAUGACUCAACCUUGGAUGUGCAUGCAGUCAUUUCUGGGCUCUUGCUUUCCCAGCUUGGCGCAUGGACAUACAGGAGUUUGUUUCUGAUCUGAUCCCUGAAGAGAGCGGCACUGGAGUCAAAAAGAUUAUAAGCGUAACUGCAUUACUCUCUCUUCAGGUUGUCACCCAUGAACACACAACGGAAGUCAAGUUCCAGGAGUUUCAAAUUGCCUUGAUACGCUAGGAGUAGAAGAAGACUUGGUACAAAGGAAAGCAAUAGACAUGUUUGAGGGUCUGUCAGUUGACACUGUGAUUUCUGCUAAUGGGAUGCUGCAGUUUUGCAUUUUAAAGCUGACUUCCAUUCCAACUAUGCUUAGCAGAUUUGGAUGACCACAGACUCUUUAAAACCUCUAACUACAUUUGUGAAUAAAGAGGGACCUAGAAGGUUAAUCACACUGGAGAGAGCUUAGUGUGGUUUGGAGGUUUGAACUCUUCUUUACCCCUUCACGAGCUCACUCCAGCCCUCUCUUACCAUCCUUAUUCAUGGUAGUCAUGAGUUUGCCAGCUCAACAGAAAGCCAACACAAAGAGGACAGGCAAACGCAUCACUUUCUUUAACGACCAGGGCGUUGCAAUGAAAGAAGCUUCUCAGCGCACGGAGGGCUCCUACUAUGGCAUGGGGGCCCCUCCCUCAGAGUCAGGCCACAGUGAGGCUUCGGGUGUAGAAAGCUCCACUGCUGAUGCACCACAUAUGUUUCUCAAUUCUGUCAUUUUCAGCCCAGAGAAGGGCAGCCAGAACCGAGGCCAUUACCAACAGACUAUGGCUAUGAAGUGGCCACACCAGGAGCUAUCCCAGCAACCUCAGCAGAGACCUACAGCCUGGUCUCAGGGUGUCACAACAACGACUUGGGCUCAGAACUAUCCUCCAUACCUGGGAACGCAGCCUGGUUUUGUGAAGCAGGUGCCUGACGGCAUUGCAAUACCACAGCAGCAGCCAGCUGCCAUUAGGAUGGCAGAAAAGCAACAGGCACCUAACACAGGCAGCGAAGCCUUUAGGGAUGCUUCUAAAGCCAGCAGCGGUCUGGACUGGGAGCAGCAGCAGCAAGCCUUUCAGCAGGGUCACAAACCUGCACUUUUCAAUCCCCAGCAGAAUGUGACAUCUACCACUGGGAACACAUCAGUGCUUCAGCCCUUUCAGUUAGCUUUCGGGCAGCCCAGGCAAAACUUGGCAGCAGGCUAUUAUCAGGUAUUCCAUGGUAACAGAACCUUGCAAAAUGUGAAUUUUGUAAACAGCACCCAAACAAAUUCCCAAAAUCGAAUUCAGCAGCAACUUCAGCAGCAGCAACAGCAACUUCAGCAGCAGCAGCAACUUCAGCAGCAGCAGAUCCAGAGACUGAUGCUUCAUAAACAGCAAAUUCAGCAGCAAACUCAACAGCUAGUACACCAACAACAACAAAUACUCCAACAACAGUCACAACAACUAGUGCAAUCACAACAGACACAGCCACAACAGCAAGCACAGCAUUUAAACCAGAUCCAGCAGCAGUCGAUACAACAGUUACAAAUACAACAGCAAGCACAGCCACUACAACAGCAGUUACAGCAACAUUUGCAAAAAUCUCAGCAGCUGCAGCAAGUGCAACAGCCCCAAUCACUAAAUCAGCAAAAAGCCGAACAACUACAAAAGCUGCAGCAGAAUCAGCAAGCAGUGGAAUAUUCCUCUGCUGGCAAACAACCGCCAUCACUUUCCCAACCUGAGCAAUCAACAGGGCAAUCCCAGGACACACCUGAAUCAACACAGCCCCCGGAUAAUGCUCCUCAGUGCCCUCCUGUCCUUCCUCAGGCAUCCACUGAGACACAACAACCUGGACCACGGAGGUCUCGGCGCCUCUCCAAAGAGGGUGGAGGACAGGCGACAGAGAAUCCUGUCCUCAUGCCUGCUGAGCAACAGACUCAGGGCUCUCAUAAUGGGGCCACUGAAGCAAGUGAGGCUGGAGCCAAGCAGGCCAUCCGAGCUGCUCCUACAGGGGUUAUCCAGAGCACACGGCGAAAGAGAAGGGUGUCCCAAGAGGCCAACCUGGAGACGUUGGCGCAGAAGGCCUCCGAGAUGGAGUGCUUACCUUCAGACACAGUCAAGGAGUCUCACAGGUCCUGGAGCCCCCCAGCAUCAGGCCCCGGUCGAGGGGUUGGAGAGAUGGAGGGUUUGAGUGCCAAACGUGCAAGAGAUGAGAGCCUGGUGCCGCUGGUGAUCCCAGUGUCAGUUCCUGUACGGCGGGCAGACCCCACUUCUUUGGACCAGGAGCAAACCUCUCUCUCAGCCAGCUGGCCCCAGCGGCCCAGUGACCCAAACCGGAAUGACCACAAACCCUCCGUCAUCGUCACACGCCGCCGCUCGCUACGGAACUCUCUGUCUGAGAGCUCGAGCCAGAAUGGCGGAGCUGAUGUUGGCGACGUAGAUGGCAAAUCAUCCAAGGCAAAACGGCGUCCACGGCCGGAGCCGCUCUUCAUCCCUCCGCCCAAAGUGAGCACACUGAUUGCGCCACCUGUUUACUCUAGCAUCACGCCCUACCAGAGUCACCUUCGCUCGCCAGUAAGGCUGGCUGAUAACCCGCUCACGCUGCCUCCUUACACCCCUCCACCCAUCCUCAGCCCUGUGAGAGAGGGUUCGGGCCUUUACUUCUCGACCAUACUCUCUGCUGCUGCGGCUGUCGCAGGAACACAGGGCCUACCGCCGCCCGCGACACCCAAAUCAGCCACCCGUAGCCUCCUCCGCUCUAACAGCGCUGAGAUUACCCCUCCAGUGUUGUCUGCUAUGAGCGAGGCUACUCCUGUCAGCGUUGAGCCGCGAAUAAACAUUGGGCAGAGGUACCAGGCGGAGGUGCCCGAGCUGAAGGAGCGCUCGGCUGCGCAGCUCGACCCACACAAGGCUGAGCUGGUGUGGGCGCCACUGCCUGAGCUGGAGUCCAAAGGCCAGCAGCAGGAAAGAGUGAAUGACCUCAUGCACCUGGCCUGCUCCAGUGCACUGUGUGGAGGAGGGACCAAUCAGGAGCUGGCCAUGCACUGUCUCCACGAGUGCAAGGGUGAUAUCAUGGGAGCCCUUACCCUCCUUCUUUUGAAAAACCCCAUCUUUCCCAAAUUUCAUCCUCUGGCAGAUUACCACUACUCCGGCUCAGACAACUGGACACCUGAGGAGAGACGCGUCUUCAACAAGGGCAUCUCUACCUACAAGAAAGACUUCUUCAUGGUGCAGAAAAUGGUAAACUCCAAGACAGUGGCUCAGUGUGUGGAGUUCUAUUACACCUAUAAGAAACAGGUGAAGAUCGGCAGGAAUGGCACACUCAUCUACGGAGAAGCAGAGCUUCCUGAAACGCGACCCACAGAGGAGGAAGUGGACUAUAAAGGUUCACAGAGAUUUGAUUUGCGAAAGGAAGAGGAAGAGGACAGGAAGUGGGAGGUAUCAGGGGACAGGAAGCGAGAGAGCAGCCCUGACAGGGUGACACAAUCUCUACAGGCCAGUGAAAAUACUGCUGCAGUACUGGUCUUAAGGAGUCAGGAGGAGGGAAGACGGGACCAUCCAACGGUUGCGGUGAGCCAUGCCCCCACAGUGCCUCCUAAACCCCGGCCAGAGAGCACGGUGCGGAAGAGCGGGGUCGGGACAAAAGGCUCUGCAGGACAAGAGGGAGAAUUUCCCUGCAAGAAAUGUGGAAGGAUAUUCUAUAAGGUGAAAAGCCGGAGCGCACACAUGAAGAGCCAUGCUGAGCAAGAGAAGAAAGCAGCGGCUCUCAGGCAGCGGGAGGCUGAGGAGCGCGCGGCAGCGGCCGCAGCAGCCUUAAUGGCUGCUCAGCAGAAUGGAUCUCGAGGGGAGCAAGCAGCAACGCGACGAGCCAGCAGCGAGGACUCCUCGGAUGAGGAAGACUCCACAGAUGAUGAAGACUGGCACUAGCAAAUACUCUCUUUUUCUGCAUGGCGGAGCUGGGACGCUUCUCCAACGUGACCUGAUACAUUGGUCUGCACGGGGAGGAAUAACGGGGAGAUGGAACAUGAACGCCUUCAGGGACUAACUUACUCCCUUAAUGUGUGUGUGUGUGCGUGUGUGUGUGCGUGUGUGUGCAUGCGUGCGCGCAUGCGUGCAAGCAUGUGUGUGCAUGUGCCAGGGUGUGAGUGUCAAAGAGAAGCAUUCAGGGUUUCUCAUUCAGACAUAGGGCUAUAGGGAGUACAAGCCAAGGGUGUGUGUGUGUGUGUGUGCGUGCGUGUGUGUGUGGGCAUGUGCCAGAGAGUUAGUGUCAAAGAGAAGCAUUCAGGGUUUCUCGUUCAGACAUAGGGCUAUAGGGAGUACAAGCCAAGGAGGGUGUGUGUGUGUGUGUGUGUGUGUGUGUGUGUGUGUGUGUGUGUGUGUGUGUGUGUGUGUGUGUGUGUGUGUGUAGAGUGAGGGGCAGUACCAAACACUGUCCUAUGACCGUUUCAGUCCCCUUACGCACACUGGGUGCAGCCCAGGAGUUCCACCUGCUUACCCUAUCCACCUGCCCACCUACCCAGCACAGACUCGCUUCACCCCUUUAUUAUCCGCUGUGAUUCAGGCCAGCAUGCAUUCAGUGCUCUGGACACUGCAGGACAUGUAACCUGGCAAAGACAGGAGGACGGACUAAUGUCACUCUUGAUACGUUUUGUCCUCUAUUGAGUUUUCUAAAUGAAAUCUGUUUGUGUGACUCUUUUACGGUUGACUGCCAAAAGCUUGCACAGCUGUACAUGUGCACCUGUUUUUUUUUUUUUUUUUUUUUUUUUUUUUUUU